Messenger RNA from Serendipita indica DSM 11827, 3477 nucleotides. Lineage: Eukaryota; Fungi; Basidiomycota; Agaricomycetes; Sebacinales; Serendipitaceae. The record is from the annotation of a GenBank genome assembly.
AUGUCCGCGGGGUUUGACGGCUUGAAGCUGCCAAAGGCGUCGUCGUCGAAUGCUGAGCUUGCGCCCCGUCUUCAGCAGUUGCAUUCAGCCAGGCAGCCAUUUGUCGCGUCUUCUGACGCGUCUGGAAAGUCUCUGGGAUUUCCAUUGCGCGAUGUUGCUACACAAGCGCGUCAGUCGCUUGUCGCCAACAAAGUUGCCGGUCCCAAUUCACCUUCGGCCAAGCCGCCCAGCACGAUUGGCAACGGCGGACCCAGGCAAGAACAGCAGAGGGACAUUUUCCGCGGAUUCUCAGCUGGCUUGGAGGGCUUUGGACGCGCUCGGAUGGACCUUGCUCACGCCCAGGACCAAGCCGCUAAAAAGGCGAGCUUUUUACAAACGCUGGGCAAUCAACAAUCAAAUACGAAACGCUUCCUGAAACCAAAAACUCCGCUCUUGACGCGUAACGCUGCACAACCAGCUCCGACACCCACUCCAACUGCUCCAACGCAAUGGGACGCGUCGAUGAACGACCCUGACGCGUCUAAACAAGAUUCUGUCCCUCCUCCUAGUCUCCAAAGAGCAUGCAGUGUCACCGCGUUUGGUAGGAGCUCCACCCCGGCAUUUGAAGGUGAUUGCGAAGUCGAAGCUCCAGCCGACUACGAUGUGCUCCAUUCUUUGCUCCGCUCUCAACAGAAGAAGGAUAGGAUUCUGAGGGAUAGGGAAGGGCAAAUAGCGGGACUUGAACAAGAGGUAGACGACCUCAAGAGCGCAAAAAGGUCGCUCGAGGCUUCCAUUCAGCGUGUCAAGCAAGAAGCGAAAGCCUGCAUCCAAAAGUGUAAUGAGCACAUCCAGGCAGCGCAAGCAGAGACAGAGGCUAUUCGUCAAUCAUCCCAAACGUCGCUCGCGCAGUGUCUCGACGAACUUCGUAGGACUGCACCCCAGGUCGACGAACUCAAAGCCGAGUUGGUGAAUCGAGUACAAGAAGUCGAAUCUCAGCUGGUGGAAGAACGUCAACAUCGCACAGAACUCAUGAGGGAUUUAGAUUUUGCUCAUAUCUCACUAGCCAAACAUGACGCGGAUUUCCUUCGUGACAAGCUAGAGGUGACGGUAUCGAAUUUGGCCGACUCGAAGACUCGCACGGCAGAAUUAGAACAGCUCUCCCACAAAGCCGAUGCGACCCUCAAGCACACGCUCAAGAUGCUAGAGACCACCCAAUCCGAGCUGUUUGCAACGAGGAGGGCUGUCACGAAAGCUACCGAAGAUGAACACCUACUGCAAGCCGCCGAGGAAGAGCUGACGAAAGAGCUCGCCGCCCUUCAUCAGCGUUACGACGAAGCGCAGAUGACUGUGCAGUCGCAGAAGACCGACCUCAUGGCACGCCAGCGAGAGAUCGACACUCUUCACGCGUCUCUCAACGCGAGUAUUGAGAAGGUUGGCAGUCUAGAACAUGUCUCGAAAGCUCUCUCCGAAUUACAAGAGGUAUACCGCCAAGAAAGCCUGAAACUCGCCGUCCUACAAACGCGAUACGACGCGAAGGUCCAAGAGCUUGACAGUGCCAAGGAGCAGAUCGAACGUAACGCAAGCCUCCAAACGCAACUAGAGGAAGCUCGGCUUCGCUGCGCUUCCUUCGAGUCUCAGCAUGAAGAACAUCAAGUCAGCUGCACUGCUCAAAAGGAACGUUUAGAGACGCUUGAACAAGAGUUGGACCUGGUUCGCUCUCAACAUUCUUCUUCAUUGAUAAAACUCGAGGCGACAAUUAAGGAGCUCCAGCGAGCGGAAGAGCGCCUAGAGGACAACAAAGUAUUAUACCGCUCUGCUCGAGAGGAUGCCAUCAAGCUGCAGGACGAAAUCGACAAGCUCCAAGAAUCGGCAGCGACUACCGCACAAGCCGAGGUUGCUCGUGUCAAGGCUGAAAAUGCGAGAUUAGAGGCACAGCUACACGAUGACCCCGAGAAGCUGGAAAUGAAGUCUCGGAUCCAAGAGUUAGAGGAUACGUCGAUUAAGGCAAGAAACGCCAGUACAAUCAAGAUCCAAGCACUCGAAGGAAAGCUCAGUGUCUCCGAGGCGACGAUCAAAGGAACUUCGUUCAUCAGGGGAUUUGCAUGCUCAGCAACUAAGCACGGCACAUACGCAGAAGGAAAAUCUGGUGGAAGAGAUCAGAAAACUCACUUUACAGCUGCGUCCCAGAAGGCUGAGCUGAACAACAUGACGGUUAUAACAAACCUUCAGCAGAGCAACGAAAAUCUAGUUGCCCUCCAAGAACAAGAGCGUGAGAGAGCUCAAGCGGCUCAAUUGGCGCAUCAGGCUUCAAAGUUCGAUCUACAGACAACCCUCAAGGACCGGGAUGAGCGCAUUCGACUGUUCAAGGAAGAAAACACCAAGCUCAUCCAGGCCGCCGAUCAAGCUCGUAACGAACUAGAAAAGGCAAAUGAGCGAUGGGCUACGGUUGGACAACGAAUGGACACGCUCACUCAUGGUAUCAGCCAAGCUGCAGAAGAUAUCAAAAGCACGAGAGGCAUUGCAUCAGAGAUUGCGAAAGCGCAAGAAAGCGUUGCCAGCCACAAUAUUGCUCAAGAGGUUGAGAACACGACGAAAGAACUCCAAAUGCAGAUCAAGGCGCUCACAGAACGCAACUCUUUUCUCAAGGAGCAAGCAGCCACGAUGGUUCAGCGUCACAAAGAUGGUCGACUGAACGCUGAGGAGGCCGCACUCGUCAAAGAGGUGAUCCAGUCGACCUUGCAGAUCGGCGAGAGGGACUCGAUUCAGAAGGCAAAUGAUAUCAAACGACGUGAUGUUAUCAUUCAGACGCUGCAAGCGAGGGUACAAGAUCUCGAGAAGCAGCUCGCGACACAACUGGACAAGCGAUCUGCAGGUCAAUUGAUGACCACCAAAGACAUCUGGAGCUCCUCGCCUCUUACCCAGCCGGACGACGGUAUAAACAAGACGGAUCAACAACGAUCGAAACAACCCAUUGAUGCAACGACAUCGACUACUGUGCAUGUGCACAAGCACGUUACAACUGAUACUCGCCAAGAUCAAGGCACUUUCUCUCACCUGAACCGGGAAUCCUCUGAAGAACAUGACGCUGAUGAGAUUCGUCCAUUCUCUGACCCGAUUUCAACCACCAAGAAGAGGAAUAUCUCUCAAGAUAUUGUUGAAGCAGUGAUGAACGAGGACGGAUAUCCGAAGUCUCCUGAACGGCGCCUUUCAAGGUCUCCUAUACGACGUGCGUUGAAGAGAGGGCGCGAGAGUGCAAGUUUCGACGCAGACGCUGGAACGACGGCUGAUACCAGUGGGACGGCCAAUGUGCGGGCAACGAGGAAACAAAAGAAAUCUCUUGGUGCUCAAGAGGGGAGAACGAUACUGGGGAUCGAGUAUUCUCACAGGAGUCGGACUCAGAAGGGCAACAGAAAUGCGGGUAACGGCGGUGAGGCGGCAUCGAACGCGGUAGCAGUAGCAAGGUAUAAAGCGGCUCAGCGCGGUAAACUUCGUCGUUGA